This is a messenger RNA of Setaria italica (foxtail millet), 2188 nucleotides long. Its product is annotated as N-acetyltransferase 9-like protein. Gene Ontology annotation, biological process: protein acetylation. Bases 45 to 686 code for a protein of 213 amino acids. Lineage: Eukaryota; Viridiplantae; Streptophyta; Magnoliopsida; Poales; Poaceae. Gene Ontology annotation, molecular function: N-acetyltransferase activity. The transcript has 10 exons. The record is from RefSeq and is a predicted model, not a curated record.
CAGUUGACGUCACUGCCGGGUGCCGAGUCGAAUCCGUGCUUGCAAUGGAGGUGUCCGGGGCGGCACCGGCGGCCGCCGCCGCGGUGGAGGCAGAGAGUGGGAGCGGCGGGAAGGGAAGCUGGUAUGUGCUGGGGGAGCGGGCGGUGCUGGUGCCCUACCUGCGAGAGCACGUGCCGCGGUACCACGAGUGGAUGCAGGACCCUGCGCUGCUGGAGGCCACCGCGUCGGAGCCCCUCUCUCUCGCCCAAGAGUUCGACGUCCACCGCUCCUGGACCCUCGAUCCCCUCAAGCAUACAUUCAUAGUGUUGGACAAGGAGUUGAUCGAGGGACGGUUCUCGCCCGGCAAUCGGCACACCGAAGCUAUGGUUGGUGAUGUAAACAUAUAUAUGAAUGACCCUGAUGAUAUGCAGCUGGCGGAGAUAGAGAUUAUGAUAGCUGAACAUAAGAGCCGUGGGAAGGGAAUUGGUCAAGAAGCAAUCUUACUGAUGAUGGCAUUUGCAGUAGAGAAAUAUGGAAUUCACACAUUCAGAGCAAAAAUUAGUGAAUCAAAUACGGCAUCCCUUAAGCUCUUCAGAAAGUUGGGCUUCAAGGAUGCUUCAUACAGUGCGGUGUUUAAAGAGGUGACUCUGGAGGCACCUGCUGAUGCACUCCCGUUGAGAUUUCCUCUAACCAUAGGAGAUUGGUGACAACUGAUGUGGCCCGAGCUGGUGUCAUCUAAUUAUCGAGCAUCUCUGAUUGGUUUUCAUGGAGCGAGGGCAGAAGCUAACUCCGUGCGGCCCGCACUGCACCACAAGAUGCCUACUGUUUGUCUGUCUCUCUGACUAAGAAUUGCUCUGGAUGAUGAUGUAUAAAAACUCGAUAACACAGUAUCACAGUUGAUCGUGUACAACCAUUGUUAGCUUGAAGUCAAUAGCAUUGGCAUCAUGGCAGCAUGGAACAAGUUGCAGGUAUUACAGUCAUUACAUGGUUUUGAAAUCGAACUAGAUGCGGUUUUUACUUCUUCGGAAUGGUGAUCGAUCACUCGAAGAGAGUGAGAUACAGAUACGUACUAGUGUGAAUGGUGUUUGCGCACAUGUUCUCAGCCAUUAGCCUCAAAUGCCUGACGAGAGGGGAAAAAAAGAAAAGAAAAGAAAAGAAAGAAAAACUUUUGGUUUGGCGCACUUGGCUCACAGCCCGUCGUAGUCAGUGCUCGUCGAGCAGGCCGCCAGGCGCCAGCCCAGAAAAUGGGGUGGCCUGCGGGCCCACACGCCACUCCAACUUGGGUACAAACCCUUGGGCUUGGGCACCUGGCGCCUGGAGGCGAAACGGGACGAGAUAACGAGACAGGAAGAGGGGAGGAGGAUCAGGGCGCAGACAAGAUGGCGGCGAAGCGCGAGAACGAGUCUGACGGCGAAGAGUUCGGCGGCGAGGGCUCCAACCCUGCCGGCGGUGGCGCGACUCCGCCGCCCCUAGCCGCAGCCCCCGUCGUCUGCCUCCUCCGUUCCGUCGGGGACUUCGCCGGCGGCGCCUUCGUCGGAUCCGUCUUCGGAUAUGGACAAGGCUUGAUCACUAAGAAGGGUUUCAAGGGCUCAUUCAGCAAUGCGGGGUCCUCUGCCAAGACUUUUGCAGUUCUAUCUGGUGUCCAGAGUUUGGUUGUAUGCUUGCUGAGAAGGUUGCGUGGGAAAGAUGAUAUUGUCAAUGCUGGUAUAGCUGGUUGUUGCACUGGCCUUGCUUUGAGCUUCCCAGGAGCACCGCAAGCAUUGCUCCAGAGCUGCGCCACCUUUGCAGCGUUCUCUUGCAUCAUGGAGGGGCUCAACAAGCAGAAGGCUGCAAUGGCUCACACACUUGGCGCGACUGCAUUGACAAUUGGGAAUGAGAAAGGGGGUGUUCUGCCCCCGUUCACGCUUCCACCAAUUCUUGAUGCAUCGGAUGCUUUAGCUUCAUGCUGCCAAGCCUUAGUAAAGCCUAAACACUGGAAAACAGGAUAGGGGAGAGAGACAUGCUGAAGAAAGGUAGCGUCAGUCUUUGGUUCUUUAUUAUGUUGAUUUAGCAUACCUGCAUAUGUAAAUUUUGUUUUUUGGACAAGCUGUGGAACGUGCCCGAAACCUAGAUUUGCUUCAAGUAACUGGCAGGUUUUCCUGAUGUGUUUAUGUUGAGAAUUUUGCUGGGUCUGGCAUAUUAAAAUCAUAAAUACUUACCUCGAUGCUCA